AUAUCUUUGAAAACAGAUUUCAGAAAUCUUAGAAUAUUAAAAAAAAAAAAAAUAGGAGGAGACCGGAAGUUGCUUUCUUUUCUUUAACUUCUUAAACGAGAGAGUGACAUAAUGAUUUGUGACUUUGACGAUUGACCAAAAUAUUUAAGAAUUGAGGUUGUAAAAAUCGAUCCCAAAAUGCCGGUUUUAAUUGAUCGCCCUAAAAUGACAGUGGCCACUUACCAGGCUCUGAAGCGUCACAUUAUGAGAGAAAGGGAAAAGAAGAAGCAAGAACAAGAACAUGAUGCUUUGGUUGAAAGAUUAAAAAAAGAACGAGAACUUCAGAAAAAGAAACAAGAAGAGGACAAUUUAACACUCGAGCAAAUAAAAGACCAGAUUGGGAUGAUGGAGUCAAAACAUGAAUCUUUGAAGAAUGAGAAACAUGAAUUAUUUUCACAGUUGAAAAAGGUUCUACACCAAGAAGAUGAAACACGACGCCGAGCACAGCUAAAGGAACAAAGUGAACUUUUAAAUUUCCAACAUCCUUACACUGUGACAGGACACCCAAUGCUCUUACACCCUGGUGUAACAGGACGACCCACUUUGUACAAACCUCAUCAACCACUCAUUCCAAUUCAGCAACGUCUUCAAGGGAUGAAAAGAACUCGUUCACCAUCUCCUCCAGUGACCGUUUAUCAACCAUACCCUAAUGAACAUAAAUACCCCCAGACAUCUUACGCUAUCACCACCAAGCAGCCAGCUGUUGUCUAUACUCCCUCUCAAGCGGAAUACAAACCUACCACCUAUGGUCAGAACCAACCACCACCCCAGGUAGCUUACGCCAGUCAAGGUACCCAUGCUUACCAGCAGCAAGCAGUCCCGUUCACAGCUGGCCCUCCUACCACCAAAUACACCACCACUCCAACCGUCGCAUCUCAGUCGGCUUUUACAUCUUACCCUGGUCAUUAUCCACAACAACAGAAGCCACUUACAGAAUCCUAUCCCCACAAUUAUCAGUUACAGAGGAUGCCACAGACAACUUCUCGCCAAGGAAGAGAACGGGAAUAUAAAGCUGGUUACCUGAACACUGCCCACAGCUCCGCUCUCCCUCUACAGCAGCAAUUAGAACAUGCCAAUCAGAAAUCUGGAUUUAGUGAUGAGAAAUUCAAAAUGCAGACUGUUCAACAGCAGCAUAUACGAGGAAUCACACCAAUCACAAGCCAACAGCAAACCCUGAUGGCCCGUCCUCUGCAGAUACAACAGAAUUCACAGCCAAAGGGCAGCAUAGUCACUGGCUAUUCUGGACGGGGUUCUCAGCCCCAACCUCAACACACUACCGUCAGUUCUUACCAACCAGUGACAACUCAGGCUACAUAUUCUGGUCACCAAGCUGCUGGACGUCCACAGGCAUACACAUCCCAGCAACCCCCUAAUCGUUUCUAUUAAACUGCUUUCAUCUAACACUGAGACACUUGAUGUUGCUUCGUAA
Molecule: messenger RNA, 1468 nt
Organism: Octopus sinensis (East Asian common octopus)
Lineage: Eukaryota; Metazoa; Mollusca; Cephalopoda; Octopoda; Octopodidae
Product: G protein pathway suppressor 2
Exons: 12
Coding region: 178-1425 (415 amino acids)
Biological process (GO): regulation of transcription by RNA polymerase II
Cellular component (GO): transcription regulator complex
Molecular function (GO): transcription coregulator activity
Source: RefSeq, a predicted model, not a curated record